Molecule: messenger RNA, 588 nt
Organism: Pseudophryne corroboree (corroboree frog)
Lineage: Eukaryota; Metazoa; Chordata; Amphibia; Anura; Myobatrachidae
Product: olfactory receptor 1G1-like
Exons: 1
Coding region: 1-588 (195 amino acids)
Biological process (GO): G protein-coupled receptor signaling pathway
Cellular component (GO): membrane
Molecular function (GO): olfactory receptor activity; odorant binding
Source: RefSeq, a predicted model, not a curated record
AUGGCUUAUGACCGAUACAUUGCCAUCUGCAAACCACUGCAUUAUGUUACCGUGAUGGACCCUUCUACAUGCAUAAUGUUAGUCUGCAGCUCCUGGAUCAGUGGGUUCAUCAAUUCCAUGGUCCACACUAUAUUUGCUGUCCAUCUCAACUUCUGCGCCUCCAAUAGUGUUAACCAGUUCUUCUGUGACAUCCCCCCUUUAUUAAAGUUGGCUUGUGGCAGUACAUGGCUUAAUGAGAUUGUUCUAUUCAUUGUUGGAGGAGUUUAUGGACUCGGGUCUUUCCUAUUAACAUUAAUCUCUUACAUUCAUAUUAUUUCCACCAUAUUGAAAAUCAGAUCUAAAGAAGGACAAAGAAAGGCCUUCUCCACUUGUGCUUCCCACCUCAUUGUUGUAACAUUAUUCUUUUUAACAUCUUUCACAGCUUAUUUGAAACCUACUUCUAAGAAUGUAUUGGAAGAGGAGAGAUUAGUUCCUGUGAUCUAUGCUGUUAUCACACCAACACUAAACCCCAUCAUAUAUACCCUGAGGAACAAGGAAUUCAAAAGUGCAUUAAGGAAAAUGAUAGGUCUUGGCUACUUGUACCUUUAA